AUUUGUAGCUUUAUUUUGAAGUUCUUUCUGGCUGCGUCAUCAGCAGUCGACAGACGUAUCAAGUGAAAAGCCGGCAUGAUUUAAAGAAUGACAGCCGAGGCCACCGGAGGGAUGAGCGACGCCGGCCCCGCCCAGCUGAUCGCCGGCCUCUGUCACACGGAGCGGGACGACCCCCUCCCUGUGUGGCUCAAUGGACACAUCAGCCCGUGUUUCAACCAGCUCGUCCUCGGAGCUGUGCCCUUUGCUUCGAUGGCGGUUUUCAGCGCAUGUUACUUAAGCACUGCAAGAUGCAGCUUCCUCCAGACGCCCCCUCCUUGUGGUUGGACACUGAGGAUGGGCUCCGCCCUGCUGGCGUCGCUACUCUACGUUGCAGAUGUGAUCCUGGUGGCCAUCAUCCAGCAGGGAGACAUGUACCUGGACAUCCUGGCCGACGGCUGUGCCAUCCUGGCCUGGCUGGUCCACUUCGGUGCCAUAGCUGUGCUCCAGAACACUGCUUUCAGGAGAACCAGAGGACCGCCUUUGCUACUUCUGCUGGUUCUUCUGUCAGUCCCCAAUGUUGUCAUCACUUUGAUGAUUUACUGUGAUAAUCAGGACUGUUUGAACCUGACAGACCCUCUUAAAUUAGCAAGGUUUGUGCUUGCUGCAGGCCGGACGUUCCCCCUCCUGGCUUAUCUCCUGGCUUUUGUGUUUCCUUGCGUCAGUGAUGCCAGGUACACCUUGUAUAUUAAUGCUGUGGAUGGAUCCCGCCUCAUUCCUGACAGCAGCCAACCAGAUACGGGGGAAAUGGUGGCUGAGGAUGGGAGUGGCUGCCUCUCUCGUCUCCUCUACCUGUGGCUCACCCCUCUGCUUAGGCGUGGCCAGCGUGGGGAGCUGGACACACCAGCUGAUGUGUAUCAUCUACCUCGAAAACUUCGGACUGGUUUUGUUUGCCGAUACUUCCACCAGUGUUGGGAGGCCUGCCAGCCUGGGGCGCUGGUUGUCGACAGGCAGGAUCAGUGGCCCAGGCCGGUCAGCAGAAACCUCCUAACGGGCACCUGGAGCUCUCUGUACCAGGAGGACGCUCUGCUGCUGGAGGGAGACGUGGCACUGCUGAAGGUACUGCACAAGGCCUUCGGGCUGCGAUACUACAUGCUGGGUGCGCUGAAGGUGGUGGUUAACAUGCUGAGCUUUGCCGGCCCCUUGCUCCUCAGCAGUCUGGUGAACUUCAUGGAGGAAGAGGGAGCUCCAGUCAGCACGGGUGUGUGGUGCACCCUGGGGCUCUUUGCAGCCACCCUUCUCUCCUCCGUCCUUCGGAACAUCUUUGUGUUUGAGGUUUCCAAGGUGGCCCUGUCAGCGCGCGCUGCCCUCGUGUCUGCCAUCUAUGGCAAAGCCCUGAGAGUCAGCAGCAGUGGCUUGGCUGGCUUCACUUUGGGAGAAGUGGUGAACUUAAUGAGCACAGACACAGACCGUGUGGUCAACUUCUUCAACAGUUUCCACGAGCUGUGGAGCCUGCCCUUCCGGUUCUCUAUCACCCUCUACCUGCUGUAUAUGCAGGUGGGUGUAGCUUUCCUCGGAGGGCUCUGUGUGGCGCUGCUGCUGGUGCCUCUCAACAAGGUGCUCGCCUCCCGAAUCCUCAGCAACAACAGAGAAAUGCUCAGGUACAAGGACAGCCGCGUCAAGCUGAUGACAGAGAUCCUCUUCGGCAUUCGUGUCAUAAAGUUCUACAACUGGGAGCCUCAUUUCACUCAGAAGGUGGCCAGCUGUCGUAAGCAGGAGUUGUCCCACCUUAAGGCCUUAAAGUACCUGGACGCCAUGUGUGUGUACACCUGGGCCGCUCUGCCUGUGGUCGUCUCCAUCCUCACCUUCGUCACGUUUGUGCUGCUGGGAAACCAGCUGACUGCAGCAAAGGUUUUUACCACGCUAGCUUUGGUGGGCAUGUUGAUCAUUCCACUCAACAGCUUCCCUUGGGUGCUCAACGGCGUCCUGGAGGCCAAAGUGUCUCUGGAACGAAUCCAGCGCUUCUUCAGUCUGACCAACCAGGAUCUGCAGGCGUACUACGCCCUCGUGUCUCCUGAAGACAGUCAGACCUCCAUCCUGUUGAGCCGGGGUUCGUUUUCCUGGCAGGAGCCUGACGGAGAAACUGAAACAACCUCCGCAAAGGGAAGUUUGCUGCUUCACAGUCUCAGCCUACACAUAACCAAGGGCUCCCUGGUUGCGGUGGUCGGGAAGGUUGGCUGUGGAAAGAGUUCCCUACUGGCUGCUCUCACAGGAGAACUCACCAGGCGCGGUGGAGUCAUCUAUGCUGCAGACAGAGAGGCCGGCUUCGCUGUGGCCUCGCAGGAGCCGUGGAUCCAGCACGCCAGCAUACGAGACAACAUCCUGUUUGGCAAAGACUACGAGCCCACGUGGUACCAGGCUGUGAUCCAGGCCUGUGCUCUGUCAGACGACCUCAGCAUUUUGCCAAAUGGAGACAGGACAGAGGUGGGGGAGAACGGAGUGACGCUGAGUGGAGGUCAGAAGGCGCGGGUGGCGCUCGCCAGGGCCGCGUACAUGAACAAAGACGUUUACCUCCUGGAUGAUCCACUGGCAGCGGUCGACACAGACGUCGCUGAACACCUCAUGCAGAAAUGCAUCAUGGAGCUACUGAGGGGAAAGACCAGGAUCCUCUGCACACACCGCACAGAGUUCCUGGAAAGAGCUGACGUGGUGGUUCUCAUGGACAGAGGAACCAUCAUCAAAACAGGGACACCAGCAGAGGUCCUUCCUAUGGUUGAGGUGGUGCCGAAAAACCAGAAGAGUGACAACACGAAAGAGAAAGAUGGUUCGGUGCAGGAUGAGGCGGCGCUGAGCUCCGCCCCUGAUGCGCGUGUGGACGAGGACCCUGAGCCCACGGCGGCGGAGCAGAAGCAGCGCGGCGGCCUGGCGUGGGGGGUCUACCGGACCUACUGGGCGGCGCUGGGCCGAGGCCUGGCCGCCUCCAUCCUCCUGGCUCUGCUCCUCAUGCAAGCGUCUAAGAACGGUUCUGACUGGUGGCUGUCGCACUGGAUCUCAGAGCUGAAGCCCAACGGUUCUUCGCCAGGAGGCAUCAGCUCGCCUCACCUGCUGCUCUUCUCAGCAGGGGGCCUGGUGUCUCCUCUGUCGUCUGGACCAACGCUUCCCUCCAACAUGAGCUCUGACGUCAGGUUUUAUCUGACUGUGUACGGCUGCAUCGCUGCAGCCAACACAGUCUUCACUGCGCUGCGAUCCUUCCUCUUUGCCUACGGAGCCAUCUGCGCCGCCACAGCGAUCCACAACAGACUUCUGGAUCGGGUUCUUAAGGCCACGGUGGGGUUCUUCGACACCACCCCGCUGGGUCGCGUACUCAACCGCUUCUCCUCAGACCUGUACAGCGUGGACGACAGCCUGCCGUUCAUCCUCAACAUCCUGCUGGCCAACGUCUUGGGGCUGCUGGGGCUGCUGGUGGUGAUGAGCUACGGGCUGCCCUGGGUGCUGCUGCCCCUGCUGCCGCUGGCCCUGCUCUACCACCGCACGCAGCACUUCUACAGACACACGUCCCGCGAGCUCAAGCGCCUGUGCAGCCUCACUCUGUCGCCUGUCUACUCGCACUUCUCCGAGACGCUGACGGGGCUGGGCACCAUCCGGGCCAGCGGGGGUUCUGCCAGGUUUGAGGAGGAAAGUGCUAAACGACUGGAGCAGAACCAGCGCUGUUUGUUUCUGAGCAACGCUGCCAUGCAGUGGCUGGACAUCCGCCUGCAGCUGAUUGGAGUGGUGGUGGUGACGGGCCUCGCUGCCAUCGCCGUCAUCCAGCACCAGGUCCAUUCUGUUGAUCCAGGUCUGGUGGGUCUGUCUCUGUCCUACGCUCUGUCCAUCACCACGCUGCUGUCCGGCCUCAUCUUCAGCUUCACGCAGACUGAGAUGCAGCUGGUGAGUGUGGAGCGAACUGAAGAAUACUCCAGCAGCCUUCCAACCGAGCCGCAGCAGGAGAACACGCAGCUGCCUCCUGCUUGGCCCGAGCGGGGAGCGCUGGAGUUCCGCGCCGCGGUUCUGGUCUACAGAGACGGCCUCCCUAACGCCCUGGACGGGGUCGACCUGCUGGUGCGGCCUGGAGAGAAGGUGGGCAUCGUGGGGCGCACAGGCUCUGGAAAGUCCACCAUGUUUCUUGCCCUGUUCCGAAUGGUGGAGCUGAACCGGGGUGAGAUCCUCGUGGAUGGACUGGACAUCAGCACCGUGGGCCUGGCUCAGCUCAGGUCCAGACUGGCCAUUAUUCCUCAGGACCCAUUCCUAUUUAGUGGCACCGUCAGAGAGAAUCUGGACCCGUGUGGACGACACAGGGACGAGCAGCUCCAGAGCGUCGUGGACCAGUGUCACCUCCGCUCUGUGGUCAACAGGAUGGGUGGUCUCGAUGCCGAGGUCGGAGAAAGAGGAAGGUCCUUCUCUGUGGGUCAGAGGCAGCUGCUGUGUCUGGCCAGAGCUCUGCUGACCCAGGCCAAGGUGCUGUGUAUAGACGAGGCCACGGCCAGCGUGGACCAGCACACGGACCAACUGCUGCAGCAGACCAUCAGGGAGCGGUUUCAGGACAAGACCGUCCUCACCAUCGCUCACAGGAUCAACACCAUCAUGGAGUGUGACCGGGUGCUGGUGAUGCAUGCUGGGAAGGUGGUGGAGUUUGAUGCUCCCGCUGCUCUCUGCCAACGGGACGGCUCCAUCUUCCACAGACUGCUCGCUGUCAGAGGAGACUGAAAGAAAACUCAUCUUUUUGUGUUCAUCCUGAGAAUUUGCUGCUUUUUAUCAGCGACAACACAUUUUGUAAAUCUUGAGUUGUAAAUGUUAAUAUUAUUUGUGUUCUUGUAAAUCUGUUGGAUUCAAUAUUAAUGAAGGAACAAAAGCUGACUUUAGCUGACAUCCUCCAGGCUCACAUUGUUUUUAGACACUUUUUAGAUCUGAUGCUACGAGCAGCCUCCUUAUUAAAUCCAACUCUGUGAAAUGAUCA
This is a messenger RNA of Betta splendens (Siamese fighting fish), 4969 nucleotides long. RefSeq names its product ATP-binding cassette, sub-family C (CFTR/MRP), member 10 (gene abcc10). Bases 88 to 4719 code for a protein of 1543 amino acids. Gene Ontology annotation, cellular component: membrane. Gene Ontology annotation, biological process: transmembrane transport. The transcript has 22 exons. Gene Ontology annotation, molecular function: ATP binding; ABC-type transporter activity; ATP hydrolysis activity. NCBI's taxonomy places the organism in Eukaryota, Metazoa, Chordata, Actinopteri, Anabantiformes, Osphronemidae. The record is from RefSeq and is a predicted model, not a curated record.